AUGCAAUGGCCCUUCAGGAUUGCGACUUGCUCCCAAUACUACUGCGCACCCGAGGAGCUCUCUUCUCCCUCUCCGGGAUAUUCCGGUGCGCGCAGACCACGGCUCCUUGCGCUGGCUGGGAAGGUGGGGAGGCGCCUGCCGGAGAAGGGGUGGUUUCCCAGGCUGGAAAGGGAAGUGACGCCUAGCAAGGGUUCCCGGAAGCGCCUUGAUCCUGUGUGCGAGACAGUGUUUUCACUUUUUUUGGAUACCCAAGCGGAGAGGUUGCAGGAGAGCCUGAAAAGACAGGUAAAAGUCGGGGCUGCGACGCACGAGAGGUGGCCGCGAGGUCCCGGGACGGAUCCGUGGGGAGGGGGUGGGAUCGGGGCCGCCGGACACGCACACCCGCAAGUGCGUGGGUCUCCCCCGCGAGAAAGUGCCAACAUCUGGCGAACAGAGAACCCCCCCCUUUUCACCCACCCCCGCACCCCGGGGGCUCGGCGCGGGCAGUCGAUCUCAGCGGUUUGCUGCGCCAUCGCUUGCAAGGUUUGCUCGGAGGCAACUUCCGCCGUGUCCAGAGGGGCUUUGUACUUAGGAUCGCAGACUCGCUGAGAGGGGCGAGCGCCGAGGGUCCCUAAUUAUGGCACUUGCGUAGCAAGGAUCUCGGGCGGGGGGCAUAGGCGUAGCCGGGAUUUAUGUUAGGGGGCGGCAGGACACCCACCUGUCAUCAUCAUCUGGCUCUGCCCAGCGGAUUCGGAAUGAAAUGUCUCAACAACAACAGUUGUUUUGACUUACUUUCUUUUGACCCCAAGCGCUCAGAAAAAUCUGUCCAAACCUUCCUACAAUUUCUACUUUUUAUUUACUAGAUUUACCCCCCCCCCCAGCUCUCCCCAGGGGUGGGGGAUGCCUCACUUCCAAGGAGGGUAAUGGCAUCUGGGGGAGAAUAGGCUUUGCCUUUUCAGUUUGAUCUGCAAGAGACCACCUGCCCCUGUUUGAGACCCCCCACCACCAGCAAGCACACUGAGGAAGUGAAAAGAAGAGACAUCAAUUUGUUGUUGUUGUCUAGUCGUGUCCGACUCAUCGUGACCCCGUGGACCAGAGCAUGCCAGGCACUCCUGUCUUCCACUGCCUCCCGCAGUUUGGUCAAACUCAUGUUCGUAGCUUUGAGAACACUGCCCAACCAUCUCGUCCUCUGUCGUCCCCUUCUCCUUGUGCUCUCCAUCUUUUCCAACAUCAGGGUCUUUUCCAGGGAGUCUUCUCUUCUCAUGAGGUGGCCAAAGUAUUGGAGCCUCAGCUUCAGGAUCUGUCCUUCCAGUGAGCACUCAGGGCUGAUUUCCUUAUAAGUCCUCAAAGGCCCUGGAGAGAGACAGAGAGUUGCUGUGGGGAAUGACAGAGCCUUUGAAAGCUAUGCCCAGGGUUAUAGGCAACUGGAACCUGCUCUGGUUUGUGGUGUUGGAACAAAAUGCCAUGCUGAGUAGCAGCUCAGUGGUGAAGAGGCUGAGCUAUGAAUCUGGGAGUUCCUGCUUUGAGUCUCGCCUCUGCCACACAGCCGCUUUACGCAAGCCCCCACCAUCUGGAAUACUGGGUGUGGGUUGGAAGGAAUAAGUUGGGAACUGCAACACCAUGUUGCAGUGUGAAGUGCAACUUCUGUCCAGGAUGUCGGCUAUCUUCCAGGAUAAUAAAUUGAACGCACUCACCCCAACAUUUGUCCCUUCAACACACCCCAGCCAGUCAGUAUUUCACAGCCAUUGAGCAUGCACAGUCUUCGUUGGCCUGUUGUGAUUUUUCCCCUUCUAAAGAUGUUCCUGCACUUCUGCAAACCUUGGAAUUCCCUUAAAUUUACUCAUACCUCCCUCUUCUGCCAUUUCGACUCACCUCUGAACUCACAGGGGAUGGCGAUAGUAUUGCUGAGUUUCCUUACAGCUGGGGUAGCCAACUUUGUGCCCUCCAGUUGGCGCACUCCGGCUCCCAUCAGUCUCAGCCGGCGUGACCAAUGGGCAGGGAUGAUGGGAGUUGUAGUUCAGAAACAGCUGGCAUGUACCAUAUUUGCAACCCCUGCCUUGUGCGUAUUUCUUGAGAUUGUCGGGAUCUCCAUAGCUAGCUCAGAACUUUGUGUACGUCGUUUAACAUAGCCCAGUUGGUAGAGCAUGAGGCUCUCAAUCCCAGGGUUGUGAGUUUGAGCCCCACAUUGGGCAAAAAGAUGGCUACAUCGCAGCGAGUUGGACCAGAUUACCUUUCCAACUCUACAUUUCGGAAAAUGUAAAUGGCUAGUGUGUCAAACUGGAGGAGGAAGAGGGAAUUUCCCUCUUUCAUCCAUCAUGUGUAGAACGCAUGGGAGCAUGAGGGGGAUAUGUUGAUACCUGUCUCCUCUUUCCCUUUCAGGUUGCAUCCUGCCCCCAGGUCUGUUGUUUGGCUGACUGCCCCUCCUCCCCACUGCCGUGCUUCUGCCCCAUAAGCCCUGCCAUGUGGCUGUCAAAUAGCUGAGUCUCUUCCCCACUGUGGGGAGAAAGGUGAGUUUUAAGGGCAAGUCUGUAUUUUCUCAUUGUACGUGGGGAAAAGUGGGUGGGAAAUGUUUCAAUGUGUGUGUGUGUCACAGAGAUAACACACAUGUGUGUGUAUAUAUCAGUGAAAAGCUGUAAAAGAUGUGAGUGAAACAGUAGGAGAGAGGAAACUUCAUGGGCAGGGAAAUAUGGAACCAAAAGGCAGUCAGAGCAAUCCUAACUAUAGGAAGGUGGUGUAUCUCAGGCCAGUGUAAGUUAACCUGUUCUGUUCAGGAACCUCUGGGGGGGAGGCUGCUGCCAGCUGAGCCAGCAGGCGAGUGUGGACUCAGGCGUUGAGGAUUGGGUCCUUUUAGGUUGCAUGGCCAAGUUGAACAGGCGUUAAGUCUCUCCUUGCAUUGCCUCACCCCCACAACGCCCCUGGAACACCCCUUUUCAGGGACUCACAAAGUUGCAAUGGAGUGAGGGACUUACAAUUCAGCUGGACUCUGGCUGAGCUGGAAAAGCCCAAGGUUUUCCGAAUCCAAACUCGUUUAAUCUCAGCUAAGAAAAGAGGAGUGGAACGAAAGGAUGGGCAAGUUGCAUAGUUGUUGGGUACAGAGAGGUCAAAAUGAUCACCCCUCUUCCCUUAUAAAUAAUAUACCUUCUGACAUUGUGCUGACCAUUUUGGGGAGAAGGCUCCAGAAGUGUGUGAAGAAGACUCAGAGCCCCCUAAAAAUCUUCUGGAGUAGAAAAUAAGAGCGUAAGGAGAGCUUUGCCUCUGAGAAGCCCAUGAUUCAACCAUCACAGCUCAGAGAAGUAAAUUUGCUUGCCAUGAAUUUGUGCAAAUCCGCUUUUAGAGCUGUCUAAACUAGUAGCCGUCUUUGCAUCUUGACGCAGCAGCCUCCGUACCUUCAUUUUAGGAGAAGUUGAAUGCAGAAGUACCUUCUUUAAUCCCUCUUGAAUCGAUGGUUUUUAAAGUACGUAGGGUGACCCAGAGUUUGAAUUUAUGGGUGAUGGACAUCAGCAUGGCAGGAGAUAGGACUGGCCCUACCAUUGGGCAGAGAAAUAUGGCCUCAGGUGGCUUCUUUUGGAUGUCAUGUAAAGGUAGCAAAUGUAUUGUUGUGCUUUUUGCUCCCAGGCAGAAGCCCCUAUGGGGUUUUCUGCCUCAGGUAUCUAAUAAUUUGGCCAGCCUUGGGCUGCUGUGGCCUUUGACUCAGAGACGGAAGUUGGUUUAAUUUCCUGUGCCGCUUCAGGCAGCAAAAUGCCUUGGGCUGGCCCUCAUAGGAGCUAGCAGGUGUAGGCCAGAAGAGGCCCUUCGUUCCCUCCUUGAACGUAGGAAGAUAACGGGAAGCAGGUGCUGUAUUUGGACGGCUCUUUUGCCACCCUUCAGAAAUAAAUGGCAGGAGGACCAAAUUGCAGCACCCCCAAAUUUCCCCCAUCAAGUUAAAUCACUUCCUCCCUGCCCCCGACCCUCCAAGAUGCAACAUGAGGAAAUGCUGCUUUUCUCCCUUUUCCAUGGAAAUGGAGGAGAAAUGAGGAAGCAGGCUGGUGGAAGCCUACAUUGGCACUAUCCGUUUUUAAAAGUGUCGUAGCACAUUAAACAGCCUUGGGUUUCCCCACAAAGAACUCUGAGAACUGUGGUUUGCUAAGGGGAGUGAAAAUGGUUAGGAGACCCCCUAUUGCCCUCCCCUCCCGCAGAUACAAUUUCCAUAAUUCCCUAUAAAGAGAGACUUGAGUAUUAAACCACUCGAGAAAUUUGAGCUCUGAGGAGGGGAAUUGGGGGUUGCUCAAGAGUUACACCACCUUUGUGAAACUUGCUGGUUAACUCUUGCUAAAGAGAGGUGCAGAAGGUCCCUGGUUCAGGAGGACUGGGGAUCUCCCCUACUUGAAAGCCCAGAGAGUUGCUGUCGGUCAGAGCAGAAUACACUGAGGUAGAUGGACCUGUGGUUUAACUUGGUAUAUAGCCGUUUCUUAAAUUGGCUGAACUGUCUCUGUUUGUCUGCCUGAUUCCAGGACUGGCUAUGCAAUGCUGCUGUGGCUGACACCCUGAGAUGGCCAAAACGGGCACCAAUGAACUUCAGUUACCACUGGGUAAGCCACCUACUGAAACCUACUUACCACUUGCCUACCCCUCCCCACCGCCAGACAGCCCACUACUCCUGAACGGACAACAGCUUUUUAAAGAAAACAAUAUAACUCUUUGGUUUUUCUUCACUUCCUUGCCUCAUUCUCCAUUGCUAUUCUUUCUCCCCCCCCCCAAAAAAAAAACACCCCCCACACACAGAAGAUGGGGAGCCCGCUUCUCAGGUCAAAGACGAGUGGUCAAAGGAAAAGCCAGAGUCUCAGAGCACUGUGAAAAUCGAGGUGGUUUGCACAGACGAUGGAGAGAGCUCUACGCACAGUGCGGGUGAGUUUGAGAAGAAUGUAGACGGCUUUGUAUUUCUUUAACUGAAUUUUUUUGGCUGUUGAUUCCUGUAUUGCAUUGCAGGGGGUUGGACAAGAUGUUCCUAGUGGUCCCUUCCAACUACAGUGGUACCUCAGGUUACAGAUGCUUCAGGUUACAGACGCUUCAGGUUACAGACUCUGCUAACCCAGAAAUAGUACCUCGGGUUAAGAACUUUGCUUCAGGAUGAGAACAGAAAUCGUGCGGCUGCAGCGUGGUGGCAGCUUGAGGCCCCAUUAGCUAAAGUGGUACCUCAGGUUAAGAACAGUUUCAGGUUAAGAACGGACCUCCAGAACAAAUUAAGUUCUUAACCCAAGGUACUACUGUAUAUAUUUCUAUGAUUCUGUGGCCCUGCUGUUCCUUAAGGCCUUUACAAAUGUGAGUUUAAAAAUCGCUCAGUGGCAGCAAAUAAUAAUGCCAGCGGCUUUUUACUUCAGCCUCCGGUUCUGAAGUUGGCUUGUUGGAACCAAACAUAGCAAUAAUAAUGAUAAAUAAUAAUAAUAAUUUUAUUAUUUAUACCCCACCCAUCCUCAUGAUAAAAACAUGAUAAAAUAUCAUGAUAAAAUAUCAAACAUUGAAAGACUUCCCUAAACAGGACUGCCUUCAGAUGUUUCCUAAAAGUCAGAUAGUUGUUUAUUUCCUUGACAUCUGAAGAGAGGUUGUUCCACAGGGGAGGGCAUCACUAACGAGAAGGCCCUCUGCCUGGUUAAUGUUAACCACGGUUUCCUGGGUCAGACAACACAACAAAACUGUGGUUAGCCAAACACAGGAGUGAAAGACCCCAAACUCCACCCUCCAUCCAAGUGGGAGAAGGAAGACAACAGGUUAGCCUGUGAGGAGGUGAGGCUGGCUCAAAACUCCAUAAAUAAACCAAGAAUGGGGAGCCUGCAGCCCUCCAGUUGGUUCCAGGCUACAGCUCGCGUCAUCAUCCCUGGCCAUGCCGGCAGGGACUUAUGGGAAGUUUGGCAACAUCUGCAAGGCCACAGGUUCCCUGCUCCUGUGCCAGAUCAUAGUUUAGCAUGGUGCCCAAUGCGGAAAUCGUAACCAAGAAGCCAGGGGGGGCGGGUCGCAGGCUUCCAUUAAGCCACUUUCCUUCCCUCUGCAGCUGAGGAGCCGACCCGCAAACGGAAGAAGGGCCCUGCCCCCAAGAUGCUGGGUGAUGAAGUGUGCAGCGUGUGCGGGGACAAAGCCUCGGGAUUCCACUACAACGUCCUCAGCUGCGAGGGUUGCAAGGGCUUCUUCCGGCGCAGCGUCAUCAAGGGGGCGCAGUAUACCUGCAAGGGCAGUGGGCAGUGCCACAUGGACAUGUACAUGCGCCGGAAGUGCCAGGAGUGCCGUUUGAAGAAGUGCCGGCAGGCGGGCAUGCGAGAGGAAUGUGAGUAGUUGGCGAGAAGAGACACAGCUGAGAUCUGGGAUGACAAAAGCUUGGGGGAAAGAGGCAAAAAUGGAAAUUGUUUGCCUGCUUUGUUUUCUUUUUUAAGCAGGCCCAGGGAGGAAGCCUACCGGACUCCAACUCCCAUCAGCCCCAGCCAGCAUGGAUAAUGGUGAUGGAUGAUGGGAGUUGGAGUCCGGCAAAAGUCUGGAGGGCCAGAGGUUCCCCAGCCCUGUUUUAAAUAUUUUAUAUCCCACCUUUCCACUACUGUAGACUUCAGCGUAGUUUACAACUUCCAGGUUAUUAUUAUUAUUAUUACAAUUUAUAUACUGCGCUUCUGGGACGCGGGUGGCACUGUGGGUUAAACCACAGAGCUUAGGACUUGCCGAUCAGAAGGUCGGUGGUUCGAAUCCCUGCGACGGGAUGAGCUCCCGUUGCUUGGUCCCUGCUCCUGCCAACCUAGCAGUUCGAAAGCAUGUCAAAGUGCAAGUAGAUAAAUAGGUACCACUCCGGCGGGAAGGUAAACGGCGUUUCCGUGCGCUGCUCUGGUUUGCCAGAAGUGGCUUAGUCAUGCUGGCCACAUGACCCCGAAGCUGUAUGCCGGCUCUUUCGGCCAAUAAAGCGAGAUGAGCGCCGCAACCCCAGAGUUGGCCACGACUGGACCUAAUGGUCAGGGGUCCCUUUACCUUUACCUAUACCGCCCUUCAUCAAAAGAUCUCAGGGUGAUGUACAACAUUAAAAACGCAUUACAGAACAUCAGUAAUAAAAACAUUAAAAAAAACAUUAUGGCAGACAGACAAAUAAUAAAAUAGUUAAUAACGGUCGUCUUCCCCCACACUUUCACAGGCCAUCAGAUUAUUUAAUAGCCAUAGGCCUGGGCAAAGAGGAAUGUUUUUGUCUGGCCCCUAAAGACAUGUAAUUCUGGAGCCAGACAAGCUUCUCUGUGGAGAGCAUUCCACAGUCGGGGAGCCACCACAGAAAAGGCCUGUUCUCUUGUUGCCACCCUCCAAACCUCUCUACAAUGGGGGACAUAGAGAAGGGCCUCAGAUGACAGGCACAUGGUCCGGUUCAGUUUGUAUGGGAAGAGGUGACACUUAAGGUAUCCUUAAGGUUAAGGGCUGUAUCCAAGCUUAGCCAUUAUCAGAGCCAUUCAAGUAAAUCAGCAUUAUUAUUAGGUUUGUAUCCCACCUUUCCUCCCCAAGGAGCCCAGGGCGGCAAACAGAUGCACGAUUGUAAAACAAUUAAAACAUUCUAAAAACAAUCACAAUUAGAAAACAUCCAAAAGCAGUUAAUGGUUAAAAAUGUGCUUCCGUCCAACAAUCUUGGGGUUGCUAGGAACAGUAUUCCUCAGCCACCAAACGCCUAGGUAAACAGGAAUGUUUUCAGAUUCCUCCCGAAAGUGAAUAAUGAUGGAGUCAAGCGCAACUCACCAGAGAGGGUAUUCGACAAGCAGGGGGCCACCGUUGAAAGGCCCUGUUGUGCAUCACCAAUUGGGUGGCCCAGUGGCAGCACAGCCAACAAGGCCCACGUGACAAACUUAGGUCCAUUAACUUCAGUAGUUUCUGCUCUGAGUAGAACUUGAUUCGAUACAGCGCUAAGAUUUCAAGCACUGGUUGUCAAUAACCCUUGGCAACUCUUGUUCUUGUCCUGACCCUCCCCUGCUUGUGUUCCCUCCAGAGAGAGGGAGACAGGGGUUUAUGGCAUUAUGCAAUGCUGUCACCCAACAUAACUGGGGGGUGGGAUGGGGUUCGGUGAGCCGUUGACCUCCUCCGCGGUUGAGGAAAGAGAUGGGAGCUCAUCUUCCUUGUGCUACAUCUCAAAAGCAGAAAGAAGUCCCACAGCUCUCCGAAGAUCAGUGCAACACGAGGGAGAACUGCUGCCAUUCAUCUGUGGUUCUGAAACCAGCCCGUCCUCACAGACUCUGCCUUUUCUAAGCCCAGGGGAAGGGGAAGGGGGGCUGCGCUCUUGCCGGAGCGAAAGUGCAUCUGUAGAUCCUUGAUCCCAGCAAUACAUUAUACAGUGGAACCUCAGGUUACAGACGCUUCAGUUUACAGACUCUGCUAACCCAGAAAUAGUACCUCGGGUUAAGAACUUUACCUCAGGAUAAGAACAGAAAUCAUGCAGUGGCGGCACAGCAGCAGCAGGAGGCCCCAUUAGCUAAAGUGGUACCUCAGGUUAAGAACAGUUUCAGGUUAAGAAUGGGCCUCCAGAACAAAUUAAGUUCUUAACCCGAGGUACCACUGUAAAUUGCUGGCGACAAACAACUUGUGAAAAAAAAAGAAGAUUUAAAACAGGCUUCCUCAUAUUCGGCCCUCCAGAUGUUUUGAGACUAUUAUUCCCAUCAUCCCUGACCACUAGUCCUGCUAGCUAGGGAUCAUGGGAGUUGUAGGCCAAAAACAUCUGGAGGGCCGAGUUUGAGGAAGCCUGAUUUAAAAUAAUACAGAGCAGGGAGGGGGGAAUCUGUAACCUUCAAGAUAUGUUGCUAAACUACAACUCCCAUCAGGUUCGCCAGCUUGCCCCCGCAGAUGCCCAGGGCUGCGCGACGUGCUACGUGGAACUUUGUGGGUGCCCGGCCCCUUCUUUGAAAAUUUGUGAGUGACCGGGCACCCAUGGCCCCCCACAUAGAUGGCGCCUGUGGCUCCCAUCAUCCAUGAUCAUUGGCCAUGCUGGCUGGGGCACAUGGGAUCUGGAGUCUGAGCCACACAGAAACCAGCAAUGUGGUUACCCAAAAACGCACUUCUAAAAGCAGUUCAUGUUAAUUAGAGAGUUGGACAAAUAGGGAAGAUGUGUCAUCGUGUCUAAACGUUAGUAAUGGUUGCAGGAGGCAGAGUUCAGGGAGACAUUUCACAGCCAGGGACUUCAGGGGAUGAGUCAGAGGAUGAGUCAGAGGAUUGGGGAUGCUGAUAAUAAUAAUAAAUUUUAAUAAUAAUAAUAAAUUUUAUUUAUACCCCGCCCUCCCCAGCCAAGACCGGGCUCAGGGUAGCUAACAACCAAUAAUAAAAACAAGUUGAUUAAAAUACAACUUAAAAAACAAGAUUAAAAUACAACAUUAAAAUGCAGCCUCUUCACAGGAGGAGAAAGGAAAAAAGAAAGAGGGGGAGGGAAUCAAAUUGAUUCUAAGCCAAAGGCCAGGUGGAACAACUCUGUCUUACAGCCCAUGCGGAAAGAAAUUAGAUCCCGCAGGGCCCUGGUCUCAUGAGACAGAGCAUUCCACCAGGCCGGAGCCAGUGUUGAAAAGGCCCUGGCUGUGGUUGAGGCUAAUCUAACUUCCUUAGGGCCUGGGACCUCUAGGGUGUUGCUAUUUAUGGACCUUAAGGUCCUCCAUGGGGCAUACCGGUAUAUAGCAGGAACAACUGAGAUGUCUCUUUGUGAUCCCACCCGUUCUCAAUAACUCCUCCCCUCUCCUUCUCUCUAGGUGUUUUGUCGGAAGAGCAGAUCCGUAAGAAGAAGAUCCGUAAACAGCAGGAGGGAGAAGGGGCGUCGGGAGGUGAGGGGGGCGGUGGCGAGGUUCUACGAGUCCCGCCUCUGCCCUGCGACCCCUCUUUGCCCCAGCCUGAACCAGCUCCCCUCACGCCCCAGCAGGAAGGCAUGAUCCGGCAGCUGGUAGCAGCACAACAGCAGUGCAACAAGAGGAGCUUCAGUGACCAGCCCAAAGUCACGGUAAUCGAAGACGAUAUUAGCAAUGGAAGUAUGGGUGUGCAAGUUAUGUGAAGUUCAGCUCUCGUUCGUAUCGCGUCCCAGCUCUGAUGCUCCAGAAAUGCCUGACUUUAUUAGAUAGAUAGAUAAUUUAUUACGGUCGGAGACUAGCUUAUAAAACACACUUGGGGGUACAAUCCCAAAAGGAAAACAAACAUUUAAAACAAUGUGCAACAAUAAAUUUAAAAUUUAUAAGCGUAUAGACACUUUAAGAUAAGCUACCGCAGAGAGAUGACUCAGAGUCACCCAUGGAACCGAGUUUGGGGAUUUUCUUAACGAACUAGUUUGAGUCGGGGGAUGGUCUGUGCCUACAGAUCUGUACACAGAAUCUGGCGACCAUCCGGGUCGUCUUAUUAUCUUUGCCUAACAGGUAAAGGUCGAAUUUUUGCCUUUCCGGGAGGUCAGCAAGCCUCACCAGCAGGGGAUCAAUGGUCUCACUACGUGCCUCUUCAUAAAAGGGACAUCUAAAGAACAAGUGCUCUGGGCUUCCUAUAUCCCCCAAUAAACAGGUGCAAAGUCACUGAGCAUAUGGGACUUUUUUAAAGGAUCCUUCCAGGACCAGUGAGGGCAGAGCUGAGCUUCUGGCGAGUGUAAAAGCCCUUCUUGCAUUUUUGGAUAUGAGAAAGAAGAGAUAUGCUGCCGGUUCGGCUAUAUCUCUCUCAGUUUCUCCAGUUUUAUAGUCGAGGUACCUUGAGCAGUCUCCCACCAGCUCAUUGUUUCUGUGCUUUCUGCAGCACAAGGCAAGUCUCUUCCUCCUCAGCCAGCCCAGAUAUUUAGCAGGCUGGUCCCAGCAAAGGAAAAAUGGAUACAAAAACUUAUGGAAUGUGCAGAAAUGGCAACUCUUACCAGAAGAAUAAGAAAUCAAGAUAACAAACUUUUUAUAAAAAGAAUGGAAAUGGUUUAUUGAAUAUUUGCAGAUAAAUUGUAAACAGAUAAGAACACUGGCAGGAUUACAGUAUUGUUAUAACCUGCAGUUUUAUAGGGGUAUACAGUGGUACCUCUGGUUGCAAACAGGAUCCGUUCCAGACAUGAGCAUCCGUUCUGCUCAAAAUGAGCCGACGCAACCCGCAUCUGUGCGUGCCGCGAUUCGCCGCUUCUGCGCAUGCACGUGACGUCAUUUUGAGCGUCUGCACAUGCGCAAGCGGUGAAACCCAGAAAUAACCCUUUCCGGUACUUCUGGGUCGCUGCAGGACGCAACCUGAAGAGAUUUAACCUGAAGCAAACGUAACAAGAGGUAUGACUGUAUCUUUAAAGAAGAUGAAGAAAUGAGCAAAUGAAGUUAAUUUGGAUAUGCAGAAGAUAUUAAAAAUAAAUUUAAGGAAACACAGAAAGAGGGGGAAGGAAGUCAAGUUUUGAAAUGUCAAAAUGAUUGUAAAAUCAGUGAAGUGUAUAAACCUGAAAAGUAUAAAAAAGAAAUUCAACAGGCUGAAGGAAAGGAGAUGAAUCACUCUAUUCCUCCCUGCUCCAUUAGUCAGCUUGGAGGAAGGCCAAUUGUUUUAUUUUAUUUUUAACGAGCCUGCUAAGAGACUAGUAGUCUGCAUUUCCAUGCCGGUUGCUGAGCUGGCAGUUUCUUCUUCUCCACAGUCAGCAUGGAAGUACAGCAACAAACAUCUAUACAUUGCUGGCUUGUAACUUCCGUGGUUUUAUUUCUAAGGCUGCUGCCCAUCUCCCAGACGCUUCCGUACACCCUGUCUGUGGAAUGUCCCCCUUUCCCCAAUCUUUUCCGCUUUUCCAGCUCCAGCUACAAUGCAUUCUUCCCUGCAAAUCCCGUCGCCUGUCCCAGGGCAGACUCCCGCCCCCUCAUUGCUCACCGACACAUGAUGACUGGUGCUUUUCAAUUGCCUGCACCAAAGCAAGGUUAUAAAAGAGAUUGGGUGGGGAGGAGGAAAAUGAGAAGCAGACACUUCUCUGUUUCCCAGCAGCCCUUUCUGCCCCAUACUUUUGCAAAGAAAGUGGAGAGGGCUGUCAGGGUGGGGAAGCCUUCUGGCAAUGGGAGCAGGGCUGUGAGUUUCAAGGGGGGCGGAUCUGGGCUCAGGAAGACGUCAUCCUUCGUUAAAGGAUGGAUGCAGGGGCAUGUGGCAAACAUGUCAACUUCCGCACCCAUUUUCGCUGGUUCUAGAGACAUCAGAAUGGGCUCUGUAACUGGUCUUCCUUACCCCAACGCAACACAAAUAAAUGUGUUCAAAUGGGAAUACAGUGGUACCUCGGGUUAAGCACUUAAUUCGUUCCGAGGUCUGUUCUUAACCUGAAACCGUUCUUAACCUGAAGCACCACUUUAGUUAAUGGGGCCUCCCGCUGCCACCACACAAUUUCUGUUCUCAUCCUGAAGCAAAGUUCUUAACCCGAGGUACUAUUUCUGGGUUAGCAGAGUCUGUAACCUGAAAUGUAUGUAACCUGAAGCAUAUGUAACCCGAGGUACCACUGUAAAAGGCAUGUCUUUCAGAGACGGGCCCGACUUCUGAACCAGACCAGUAUCCCCAUUUCCUAUCUUGAACCAAGAUGCUUAUUUAUCCUGAUAAAAAGAAACAAAAACAAACCUUGAAUUGGCCUGCCUUGCUCAAUCUGCCUUGAUAGGUUAGUUAAACAAGUUAUGUACACAGCAAGUGCCGUGUUUAACAUUGACUCGCACCUGAGCUUACUAGAUGUAUAGAACACCUCGCAUAAUUUUGGGGGUCCUUGGAGCCAGGAUGUUUAAGUUUGUUUAAUCUGUUUUUACCCCUGAUUUCCCUCCCAUUUCAAUCCUCUUCCUCUGUCGCCACCCCCCCAUCACAAAAUAUGUUUUCUUGACUCAAGAAUCAUAAAAUCAUAGAACUCUAGAUCAUCUCGUCCAACCCUCUGCAAUGCAGGACUAUGCCGCUGUUCCUUAUGGGGAUCGAACCAGCAACCUUGACAUUAUCAGCACCACGCUCUAACCAGCUAAGCUAUCCAGGCCCUGUUCAAUGUACUCAGAAUGGGUACAUUUUGCUGGAUGUGUGGGGAGAGUCAUGGUAAUCCUGGUGGUUAAGAAGAAUAACCAGGGGAGAGUUGGAGAGCAUGGGUUUCUGGAUCUUGUUUGGAAGGGAUCCCUGGCUCUUGUCUUCUUGAUUCCCACCGCCUUGUCGAUCAUACAGGGUGGGUGAGAGAUUUGGAGAGCAGUUUGGGGGUAAGGCUUAGGAUUGCAUCGGUGAAACCUGUGCAUUGUUAAGGGUCUCCUGCCCUAGACUGACCUCAUUUCUCUCUUUCUCUCUCCUUCCAUGUUUCUCCUCCUGCCCCUGCCUGCCUGCCUGCUACCAGCCCUGGCCUAUGGGCAGCGAUCCCAACAGCCGAGAAGCACGGCAGCAGCGCUUCGCCCAUUUCACAGAGCUGGCCAUCAUCUCGGUGCAGGAGAUUGUGGACUUUGCCAAGCAGGUUCCUGGCUUCCUACAGCUGUCGCGGGAGGACCAGAUCGCGCUGCUCAAAGCCUCCACCAUCGAGGUGAGCAAGAGCGGGGGUAGAGCGUCUCCUGCUUCUCCCGACUCGUCGCUUACAAAUUAUAUGGCUGCAAUCCUAACCGUAUCUGCUCAGAAGUAAGUCCUGCUGAAUUCACUGGGGUCUGCUCCCAGGUAAGUGGAGUCAGGACUGCAGCAUUAGCAUCUUAAGCCAGCUAGAAACAUUGCUUCCGGUCCCGGAAGUUGUGGUUCUCUUUACCUAGCUGAAGAGGCUUGGAAGAACCGGCAGAUCCCACAGCAGUGAAGAACCAGGAAGUAGAAUCUUGGUAGGGGAGCCAGCGAUUUUAAUGCUAAAGUCUGCAGCUUCAGUUCCUGGCAUUUGCCGGUAAAAAGGGCGGCUUAAUCGAUUGUGUGAAUGAGUUUCCUGACUUAAACCCUGGAGAGUCACUGCAAUCCAACAAGAUGCUAUGGGGACAAAUCUUCUGCUUUCAAUAUAUAAUAAUAAUAGUAGUAGUAAUAAUAAUAAUAAUAAUUUAAUAUUUAUACCCCGCUCAUCUGGCUGGGCUUCCCCAGCCACUCUGGGCGGCUUCCAACCAAAUAUUAAAAUACAGUAAUACAUCAGACAUGAAAAGCUUCCCUAAACAGGGCUGCCUUCAGAUGUCUUCUAAAAGUUUGGUAGUUGUUGAUCUCUUUGACAUGUGGUUGGAGGCGUUCCACAGGGCGGGCGCCACUACCGAGAAGGCCCUCUGCCUGGUUCCCUGUAACUUGGCUUCUUGCAGCGAGGGAACCGCCAGAAGGCCCUCGGCACUGGACCUCAGUGUCCAGGUAGAACGAUGCGGGUGGAGACGCUCCUUCAGAUAUAUGCAGCAGUCUCCUUUAUUCCUAAUCCAGUGGCAGCAGGCCUGCUGAUUCCAGAGACAAACAAGGCCUGAAAUUCUACUGUGAAAGCAACUUGAGGGUAAUUGCAGUGUGUGGGAGAAAAAUGAGCGCAAGACAAGAGGCUGGAUUUCCCACUGCUGAUGGUUUUAGAUUUAGCAUAAUGUAGGUUGGUAUGCUCACGUGACCGAAUCCGGGGGUGGAGGUGGGCGUCAAAAGCCAGCAUUUCAGGGAGAAUGGUUCUGUCUUAGCGCUAAAAUGUUAGCUUUCCAAAUGCACUGAUUUUUUUUUAAAAAAUAUUUUGGUGGAGCACAAUUCAGUCCAAUGAAUCUGAAGUGGUACAGUCCCCACAUGUGUUUACCGGCUCAGUGAAUGUCUUAAAGUUAUUGUGGGAACAGAAUUCCUGGAUCUAGAUUUGCACUAAACCAUAGUUUAGCAUGACAGGGAUAAACUUCACUGGAUCUGGAAUCUAUGAGGUCCCCCUUCACCCCUCCUGCUCCGGAACAGCCACAAAGAGGAGUUUAGAAGCCAUUGCUUCUGCUUUUGCUAAACCACAGUGUCAUGCUGGCCCAAACAGUACAGUAGUACCUCAGGUUAAGUACUUAAUUCAUUCCGGAGGUCCGUACUUAACCUGAAACUGUUCUUAACCUGAAGCACCACUUUAGCUAAUGGGGCCUCCCGCUACCACCAUGCCACCGGAGCACAAUUUCUGUUCUCAUCCUGAAGCAAAGUUCUUAACCUGAGGUACUAUUUCUGGGUUAACAGAGUCUGUAACCUGAAGCGUAUGUAACCUGAAGCGUAUGUAACCUGAAGCGUAUGUAACCCAAGGUACCACUGUAAUGAAUAAUAAUUUCGAUUUGUUUGAAAGAAGCCAGAUUCAAACUGUAGUUAACAUUAACCACAAUAUAGGGUUAGGAUGGCACAAUAAACUGUAGCUGUGAAAAACAGGAGCUUCCCAACUCCUUGCAUCUGCACUAGAGGAUUGCCAUGCUAAACAGUGGUCUAACGCCGCCAGUGUGAAUCAUUGUUUGUGUUUGAUAUAUAUUUCCACUGUUCUUAUUGUGUUGAUUUCAGACACAGGUCCCAUUGAAUCAAUUAAAAUCAAGUCAUUACUAACGUAGUUCCCACUGAAAUAAAUGGGACCGAAGUUUCACUAACUCAAGCCAGCUUCACACCUUACCUUGAAGGGUCUAUGAUACCACUUGCAACAGUCAUGGCUUCCUGCAUAGGAUUCUGGGAGCUGUAGUUUGUAAAGGGUGCUGAGGGUUGUUAGGAGACCUCCAUUCCCCUCACAGAGCUACAGUUCUCAAGAGCAGUUUAACAAUCAAUCCCACUUACCAGGGAACUGACUCUACCUUGGGAUCCCAGGUGGUUGUUGGACUACAACUCCCAUCAUCCUUAGGUGGAAAGACCAGCGGUCAUGGAUGAUGGGUGUUGUAGUUCAAGAACAUCUGAGGACCCAAGGUUGAGAAAGGCUGCUCUCGCCACUUCAUCACACUGGCUUUCUGUCAGAAAUGUGGGAAACGAUGAAGGAAGGAAGAGAAUGGGUUUAACCUAGGGCAGGAAAGGGGGGGAAAGGUGCCUGGAACUUAUGUGGCCUAGUCAGUUAGUCCAUAUAUGUCUGUGCCAUGUAUGCUGGACAGUUUUUUUCCAAGAGAGGGGUACAACUUCACCCCCUGCCCUGCCUCCACAGAUCAUGCUUUUGGAGACGGCAAGACGCUACAACCACGAGACCCAGUGUAUCACGUUUCUUAAGGAUUUCACCUACAGCAAGGACGACUUUCACCGUGCAGGUGAGGUGGGAAAGGAGAGAAGGUAUGUGUGGGCUGUGAGGGGCUCCUUCCAGAAAAUUCUUCCCCUUGGAGUGGCAGGCCAGAAGAAUACCAAGAACCAGGAAGGAAGAUCAAUACCUUUUGAGGGUGUAUGUGAGCGUUUCUGUCCUACUUCACAGAGAAAGGACACACCCAGACCUCAGGUCAGAUUAAGCGCACACCGACAAAUUCUGUUUUUGUGUGUUGUUGUGUCAAGCUCUCUCCAGAACAGCUGCCUCUGCUCAAGAAAGAGCUUCUUUCUAAAGGAAAGUAUGUUACACCUUUUGCUUUUUUGCCCUUGUUUUUACCUUGCCAGGGGGUCAUAAAUAAGCACAGCGAGGGGCUGGGGAGCCCCAGCAGUUGCCUCAUCCGGGCUCUUGCCACACACAAGGCUCAUUCCUCUCGCUAGAUGUGGAAAUGACAGGGCAUCGCAGCACCCGGCAUGUCUGAACAGAGUUGCAACUCCCCUCCCAAAAGAAUCUCCUUGCUAGCACUGAUUUUGCAGUGAGAUUAGCAAAGCUUUGGCAGACUCUGGGCAAGUACAGAAGUCGUAUCUUGAAUGGAAAGGUAGCAGGUGCAUUUUUUUCCUUCUUCCAAUUUUUUGGGGUAGAUUUGAAAGUUGAAGGUUUUUUUGUGGGGGGGGGCAGUGGGACUUCUUUUGUUUUUUUAAGAAGGCAGUUCGAGGAUUUUCAUAUGCAUUCAAGGUUACACAUUUGUCUGGCCUGGAGCAUCAAGAGUUGGUCUGCUUUUCAGGUGAUUCACACCAUUAAUUCCUUUGUGUAUCAACAAUUAUCUACUUACAAGUCAGGUGAAAGGACAGCCUAAGGAUGGCUGUGUUGCCAUGGCAUGUUUGACAAGAGUUUACAUUCCUUUUUAGCCUUCUUUCUUUCUGCAGCAGUGGGCCUGACAAGGGGGCAGUACCACUAAGAGAUCUGGAAUCCAGUCGGUUUCCUUACUAGGGUUGAUUUGAGUUCAUCUCGUAUUUUGUAUUUUUUUUAAAGCAAAUAAAGGGUGUGUCUAUCUCAGACCCUCUGGUUUGGCUUCUCUCUGUUCUGCCUGUUCAAUGUGCAGUUUGUUAUGCAUCACACUCUGGGGAGGUCCUUUUCUGCCAGAGGGAAACAAAUAUGUAAAUAUGGCUUCACAAUCUCCAUGUUUCCUGUCUCUGCUUGUAGUUUGUUUCUGGCGAGGAUUUGCUUGCACUGCUUUCCCAGAUGUUUCCCAGGCACAAGUCUGGCUUCAUCUGCACUAUACAUUUAAAGCAGUAUCAUACCACUUUAAACAGUCUCUCCCCAAGGAAUCCUGGGAAGUCUAGUCCUGAGAGUUGUUAGGAGACCCUCUACUCCCCUCACAGAGCUACAAUUCCUAGAGUGGUUUAACCACCAAUCCCAGGGAACUUUAGGAAUUGUAGCUCUGUGAGGGGCUUCCCUUACUAUUGCUUUUCUUUAUCCCAGAGCCAGCAAAGUGCCAUGCUUAGGACUUUGUGCAGGGCUUUUUGGGUGCUGCUGAUCAGCAGUGCCUUUUCUGCAGCGGCUCCCAUUUGUGGAAUGCUCUCCCCAGGGAGGUUCAGCUGGCACCUUCAUUAUGCAGUCGUACCUUGGAUCCCAAACGCCUUGCAAGUCGAAUGUUUUGGCUCCUGAAUGCUGCAAACCUGGAAGUGACUGUUCUGGUUUGCAAACUAUUUUUGGAAGCUGAACGUCCGACGGGGCUUCCACAGCUUCCAAUUGGCUGCAGGAGCUUCCUGCAGCCAAUCAGAAGCCGUGCUUUGGUUUCCGAAGCAUUCCUCUUCAGCCACUCCUUCUCCUUCUCCUCCUCCUCCUCCUCCUCCUCCUCCUCCUUCCUACCCCGUCCAUCUGGCUGGGUUCCCUGUAGCUUCACUUCUUGCUGUGAGGGAACCAGGCAGAAGGCCCUCAGAGCUAGAUCUCCGUGUCUGGGCUGAACGAUGGGGGUAGAGAUGCUCCUUCAGGUAUACAGGCCCUGAUUGACAACCGAUGCUCUUUUAAAUGUGUUGUGGGAGAGGGGGUUACAGUCAAAACUCAGUUUUUGAACAUCUUGACUGCCGAACGUUUCACAAGCCAAACGCCAAAAACCUGGAAGUGAAUGCUUCCAUUUUUGAACAGCUUCCAAAGCACGUUUCUCAAUUUCCCCCAUUGAACUUGCUGACAGCCUUUGAUCCUUGGUUUUCUAAUGUUUCGGAAGUUGAACGGAUUUCCGGAACGGGUUGCGUUCGAAAACCGAGGUUACACUGUAUUGUAUUGGUUUGUUUUUGUUAUUCUUGUAUAUAUUUUGUGUUUUUUAUAUUGUAAUGUUAUGUGGUGAACUGCCCUGAGAUCUAUGGAUGAAGGGCAGUGUACAAAUUUAAUCAACAACAACAACAGCGCCUUUAGUCCCGGCCAUGUCUUUACCUGCCUCACACCUGACGGUGACAUCAGCUAUAGACCAGGGGGCUGUGGCCCAGUCAGAAUGGCUUUGCAGGUGAAUUGGGAACAAAUGGUGGGCCUAAUUUGGCUUGGUGAAACCAAAGGACAAUAUACGUCUCUGUGUGGCCAUGAGCAAGGUGUGUUCUCUUUCCCUGACGCUCCGGCUUUCGUUUCCUUCCUCCUCGUUUUACCAUCAGGUCUGCAGGUAGAGUUCAUCAACCCCAUCUUCGAGUUCUCUCGGGCCAUGCGGCAGCUGCAGCUGGACGAUGCGGAAUACGCCCUCCUCAUCGCUAUCAACAUCUUCUCAGCCGACCGGCCCAACGUGCAGGACCACGGCCUGGUGGAAGCUCUGCAACAGCCCUACAUCGAGGCCCUCAGCUCUUAUAUCCGCCUCCACCGCCCACAGGUGUCCGGGGGGCGUGUGGGCAUGCGUGGGGGAGUGGGGCAAUGAAUGCGCAGGGCGGGUGGUGAAGUCAAUGUGAUGGGAAAUCGUUUGAGCAGGCGAAGAGGCAAAAAAUAUUUGGACGCCUCACAGAAUUUGCUCUUGGGCUGCGGCCAAGCGCCGCUGAGACACCCGCUAGUUCCCCUGCUGGGUUCAAGAGAGACUCCUCAGCCUGAAACCUUUACGUCUCCUGGUGGGAAGAAAAAACCCUAAUUCAAGUCACCUCCUCCCCUUUGGCUGCAGAGAAGGGAAGAGCAAGGAAUGGAAAAUGGCAGUGGGCCCUAAAUCGAGGUUACAGACGAAUAGGAGGCGCUGCCUUGAUGCACUGGUCCAUUUAGCUGAAUAUUGUCUACUCUGACUGGCAUCAGCUCUCCAGGGUUUCAGAAGGGAGCUUUUCUCAGCCCUACCUGAGGAGGAAUGAACCUGAAAUAAUAAUAAUAAUAAUAAUAAUAAUAAUAAUAAUAAUAAUAUAUUUAUACCCCGCCCAUCUGGCUGGGUUUCCCCAGACACUCUGGGCAGCUUCCAACAGAAUAUCAAAAACACAAUAAAACACCAAACAUUAAAAACUUCCCUAAACAGGGCUGCCUUAAGAUGUCUUCUAAAAGUCAGGUAGUAGUUUAUUUCUUUGACAUCUGAUGGGAGGGCGCCACCACCGAGAAGGCCCUCUGCCUGGUUUCCUGUAACCUCACUUCUCGCGGUGAGGGAACCGCCAGAAGGCCCUCGGAGCUGGACCUCGGUGUCCCUAUUACAUCUCCAGCUGCUAGGUGUCUUAGAUAGCCCUUCCAAUAGCAAACGUGAGUGACGGGGUACCUGACCAACCCUCGUGUUUCCCCCUCCUCUGGCUUUUUCAGGACCACCUGAUGUUUCCGCGCAUGUUGAUGAAACUGGUCAGCCUACGGACCUUGAGCAGCGUGCACUCUGAGCAGGUCUUCGCUUUGCGUCUUCAAGACAAGAAACUUCCGCCGCUUCUCUCUGAGAUCUGGGAUGUACACGAGUAG
Molecule: messenger RNA, 19918 nt
Organism: Podarcis lilfordi (Lilford's wall lizard)
Lineage: Eukaryota; Metazoa; Chordata; Lepidosauria; Squamata; Lacertidae
Source: the annotation of a GenBank genome assembly